CCACUGGCGUGUCAGAAGAGGACGCACGGGUAGAAAGCUACACCUCUGGAGGAAUAUUCUUUUUCCAGUACCAACGGUACCUUUCAGCCCACAUGUCAGCAGAGUGAGUUGAAAGCUAAUUUACAAUAAUGGAUUUUAUGAAUCAAGCCUGCGCACUUCUUGGAUGAAAUGCAGGAGGUCUCUUUAACAGCACCCCGUAACAAGUCACUGAAGUUGAAGACGUGAAAGGAACAUUAUAACCAAUUGAAAAAGGAAGCAAGCAAGGUCUAAGUAACCAAGCUGAGGACUUGAUCAGUACCCCGGCAUUAGCACUUCCUGCAACUUUCUCAAGCAAUUCAUGCAAAUACCGUGCAACUUUCUAUGACCCAGGACCUCUUCUGUCCCACCUCCAGAAGCACAGUGCUCUCCAUGCUUUGCUCCUGCACUGACUCAAAGACAGGGGAAACAUUUUCCAUUCAGUCCCUGAUGAUAUCCUACUGUGGACUUGUAUGUGGAUCCAGCCAUGGAUGAGUGUGCAAUUUUCACCUGGGUCAUCUGCUCACGUAUGAAUGCAAACAAAGCGUGGGAAAAUCCUACUCACAUACACUUGCCCUAAUCAACUGACUAUUGGUCAACCUAAGAGACCCUCUGUUUUUCGGUGGACACCAGAAGAGAGGCCUAAAGAUGCUGUAAAAGCAUUAAAGAAGAAGCUUUUCAAAAACUAUAACCAUAAGGAGAUUCGAUUUACCUUGUCUCUUCUUGACAUGUGUGUGCAGAACUGUGGCCCAAGCUUUCAGUCUUUAGUUGUGAAGAAAGACUUCUGCAAAGAGAGGCUUGUGAAGCUGCUGAAUCCAAGAUACGCUCUGCCAACUGACAUGCAGGACAAAAUCUUGACCUUUAUCAUGACUUGGACCCAUGGGUUUCAAGGAACCGUGGAUGUGAGCGAAGUAAAGGAAGUUUACCUGGAACUGCUGAAGAAAGGAGUGCAGUUUCCGUGUACUGACACCAACACGGAGACAAAAAAGGCUUUGUCUCAGUCCAUCACUAAGUCUUCACCACUUUCUUCUGCCUCAGUGAAAUGUUCCCUGAUGCCUCUUUCCACUACCUCAACUAUAAUGCUGACUCCUGAACAGAUCGGGAAGGUGAACAGCGAACUGGAUAUGACCAAAAUGAAUGUAAGAGUCAUGUCAUCGAUAUUAAAGGAAAAUGUUCCUGGUUCAGAAAAUCCUGAAGAUAUGAACCUUUUACAGAAACUAUACAAAACGUGUCGGAUGAUGCAGGAGAGGAUCAUAGAGCUGCUGGCAAUAGUUCAGAAUGAAGAUGUGAUAAUCGAACUAAUUCAAGUGAAUGAAGACCUGAAUAAUGUCCUCCUGGGACAUGAAAGGUUCUCUCGUAACCGAGUGCGCUUCUUGGAGAAUCAAAGAAUACAGAGAGAGAGCAUGGAGCCAUCUGCUCCUCCUUGUGAUCUACUUGACCUUCAUUCCGGUUCUGUGCCCCCUGUGUUGGCAGUGAUGCAAAAUGGUGCUGUUACUUCUCAGUCUUCAGGAUUGAAUUGCAGGUCUGCAAGUGCUCCGGAUCCAAACAAUGCGCAUCCUAUGCUUUACCCUAAUCUGGAUUUAGGAACAGCAAAUGCUCAACAGUUCUUGUUUGCAACAGACACGCAAAGUAUAAGCCAAAGCAGCCCUGCUGUCCAUACAUAUGGCAACCUUUUACAUCCAGUGCCCCUGCAUCUGGUGAACCUCCAAAAUGGCAAUGCCUUAUCACUAAAUGAAGGCUUGCCAGGUGCAGCACCAGCAGAUGAAUCAAAGAGCAAGUCACAGUCCCAUUACUAUGAGAUAAUGGAGUUUGAUCCUUUAGCACCAAGUGAUGCCACAGAAGCUAUUUACGAAGAAAUUGAUGCUUAUUUGUCCAAACCAGGAGUUAAAAAAGAUUCCAGAUGCUGAGACAGGAAAUGAAGUCUUGUCUCAAAAGUUAAUCUCUGAUGCCAGCUUCGGAGAUCUGCUUUCUAUCAGUGAAAAGUGAAUGCAAGAUUGUAUUUUGAACAUAGCAACAAGUAUUGGGAUCUUAAGUGACAGAUAUGCUUUACUUGGAUAUACCAUCAACUCUGAUCUCUAACACUAUACACAAGGCCUUAAAAAGUGCUAAUUUUUCACUGGGACUAUUCUGUGUGUGUGUAUUGGUAUCGGGGUUUACACCUUAUUUAAAACAUGCUUUCAAAACUUCCCUAUUUAAAAAUAAUACACUCUGCCUCUGACUUUAGUGGCACACAAGUAGCCUUGUAACUGUAAACAAGUUUUGUGUCACGUUAACCGCUGUCAUACUGCUUAAUUUUUAUGCAGUAAACAAAAAUGGAAUUUUUAUCCAUUUACAGAUGUAUAAUUUAUCUUUAUUUAACCUCACUUCUGACUUGUCAUUGUGCAAGUACUUUGAGCGAUACCAACCAGAAAAAGAAAACCCUGGAGAUUCUUCUGUAUUCAGAAUUCUCCUACUUCAGGCCUCUUGACUGUUAUGUCAAUACGCUCACUAUGCAACGUUCAUUGCCUUUAUAUUUUACAUCUAAAAUAGUAAUGAUGUUGAUUUGGUUUUUUAAACCAAAUCAGGUUAAGUGCCUGGUCUCAAAACAAAGGGAAACAAUAAACUUUCUUUCAACAAAUUGCUGCACGUUGUCUCGGUAGAGACUAACUUAAACACCAAAUACUCUUUGCCAGGCUUGUCAAGAUAGGAACAGAUGCUUUAGGAUUGUUUGCAUCUUGGUCACCAUAUCCUCCCUUGUAAUUUAAUGGGUCUUUUCAAAAACUGGAUAUGAACCAGCCCGUAGCAUUGAGUGGUUUUUGCCAGCGUUAUCCUGAAAAGGGGGGUGGGGAAGAGAGGAAUAAUCCAUAGGGAUGGAAAAGAACUACGCAGAUCACAAAAAGAUGCUGUUUUCAUUAGCAGGGCUGAAGUGCCUAUAUUUCCAUGCUGAAUGUAAAGUUUGCACUUUGCUGAAAGAUACAGCACUUUUUGAAUUUAAAAUUAUGAUCUAAAAUAUGAGAGCUUAGUUCAUUUGGUUGUAUGGCUAGCAAGUGAAACGGUAGCUCUAUUUAAAUGAUGUGUUUUACAUUUUGAGUAUUUUAACUUCAUAAAUGUAAGCAAUAUUAAAUUACAUUAAGUUCUCAAGCUGCUUCGCGGUUGUUGUUUUUUGUUAGUACAUUAACAUGAGUAUGAACAAAAAUUUUGUAGAAAAUCACCACGCAAAAUGGUGGUGAUUUUUUGGCUAACAUACAUUUAUACCCUCAUGCAGAAAUCACUGAGGGCAAUUAAGUGUAAACACAAGGCAUGACAAGUAGGUUGAGAAGCCUCUACAGCAGUUAAUAUGACAAACUGCUCUACAAAUGGCAUGAGUAGCAGACGCUCCGAUGUACUUACUGACAGAGAAGCAGACAAAAUCAUUCUGGUAUGCAGCAUCAAAGUGGAAAAGGAACAGAUACGGCAGGUCAAUAAAUUUAACUACUUGGGAAGUUGGAGAACAUCAGAUGGUAAAUGUGAUCAUGAAAUAAAACUGAGAAUAAGGAUGGCAAAAGAUGCAUUUCUGAAAAUGAAAAAAAGAUAUUGAAAACUAGUAAAAUUUCUAUGGGGAUGAAGUUAAGAGUUUUGGAUUGCUACGUUACACCAGUCCUCACGUAUGCAUCAGCAUGCCAGACAAUAUCGCCAAAUAUGGAAAAGAGAACUGAAGCAACUGAUAUGUGGUUCUUAAGGCAGGUUUUGAAGGUAUGUUGGACAAGUCACACUUCAAAUGAAGAUGCUUUGUUAAGAGCAGGCUGCAGGAGGAAGCUGCUGAUCAACAUCCGAAAGAGACGGUUGGAGUUUCUCAGACACGUUAUGAGGAAACUGAAAGUCUGGUCAUAACUGGAAAGACUGAAGGAAGGCGAUAUCAUGGGAGACAGAGGUUGUAUUAUGUCAAGGGUCUAUCUAAAUGGAUGAAUGUAUCAACACUGGAAAUUCUGUAUGCCUAGAAGAGAUCUGUGGAAGAUCGUGAUCACCAACGUCCUGUUUGGAUACGGUACCUAGAAAGGGAAAGAAAACAAUUCCCUGCUGGGGCACCCUGCCCUGCAUUUUUUUUAAACUGGCUUGCUCUCUGGGCAGACUCAUUCCAAAGGAAAAUCACUGUCCAUCUGUAACUGGCAAAUCUGUCUCUUUUCUAAUUAUAGAGUUGACUUUUUUUAUUUUUAUGUAUGUAUUUUUGGCCACUGCACCUGUACCAAUCACAGCCCCAACACCUUGUUUAUGGCAGUAUAGCUACUUCACAGCUGGGGUUUUGUUCGCUAUUUUAAUUCUUCCAGCCUAGUUAAAGCUGCAAAAAAAUUAUGGGCAGAUAAAACCGAAAAAGAUACUUAGCAAAGGUUCCUGGUUAGAUCACUCACUAAGGUCCACAAACUCAGACUCAACCUCGUGGCAACCUUUUCUUGGGAGUCAGGUGAGUGGUUGGAGGAGAAAUUGUAGUGAUGAUUCUGUUAGUAGAGUUCAUUAAGCUGGCAGGUCACAGUGAUCUGCAGGAAACUUCUGGUCUGUUUCUCAAGAGCACCUGACAGGUAAUAUGGAAACUCUUGUUUGUGGCAGCACAGACUUGGAAAUGCCAGUGGCUAAGCUGUUAUUUUUUAUAGGACAAAGAUUUAGGAUUUAAACAAUGACUCUCAGAAUCACUCUAUGCAAAGGUUUUUACCCUCUAGAGAGUAAAAAUGCAUAGAACAAUGUGACAAAUGGCAUAAAACACUUUACACCCUUUAAUGAGUAGUUAAAGAUUUGACAUUCUGUCAUUACAAAAGAUAUGCUGGAUACCAGUAAUUGUAUUUACCGCAGUGAUAUUUGUUUUCAAAGCAAUUUUUGUACAUCUUAAAACAGCAUGACCUGAACCUGCCUCUCCUCCUCCACCCUCACCCGCUCCACCCAAAAAACAGGGAAGGACAGCAAGAUGUUUUUUCCACAGCACAGUUUCUCAAUCCUUGUACACAGAUUUAAUUUACAAAGUCUUAAAUGGAAGAAGUUAACCAUUUUCCCCACACUUUUGAAGGUGCCUAUUUACUUCUAUAGUCUGAAAGAUGCCACUGGUCGUGCUUUUGUCAGAUUUUAUGCAUGGGAGGGAAAGGAAGGAUUGGACUAAAAGGUUGGAUACUGGAUUAUGAGACAUUGGGAAGGUUUCAAUCACCUCUUUGACAGAGUUUUCCAUUAAACUAAGGAAUGAAAAACUAUGAAAACAGGCUAUGUAUCGUAUAGGUGUUGGGAGAAUAACAUUCAUUCUUUCUUAAAGAGUGUUUAGAAACUAUUGUGAUAAAGAUUAUAUAACCUCCCUAAAAGAAAAGACAGAUUUAAACAUAUAGAUCAAGCUGUUUUCAUAAGUUUUGAUAGGUUUUGUGACUUCUUGUAGACAUUUUUGCUACUUUAUAUUGGGUUUUGAACAGAAACCUGAAAAGCAAAGUCAGGAUGUGGUUUGAAACUGCCAUAGCAGCAAAGCAGAAAAUUGCCAAUUAACAGCUUUUCUAUUUUCACAGAUAUCAAAUUACUUUAUUGCCCUUUUAAGGGAUACACAUAGACAUGUAGCUACUUAAGCUGUACUCUGAUAAUGGCUGUUCUUUUAUUCUUAACUUCCCUGACAAUGGGAUAUGGUACUGUUAGCAAAAUGAUUACCUGAGUUGGAAUUGACACAAUAUUUCUAUAAAUAAUUCCAAAGAGGUCAGAAAUAAUCACAUGCAGUCAGAACAUGUAGAAUAUAACUCAUCCAAAAAGCAGCACCUUUAGCAGCAAGUGAUCCAAAUAUGACAUUGUGUUUUUUGAUUCAGUAAUAACUUAAAAUGGAUGAUUUCCAACUUCCCUUCUAUAGCACACAAAAACAGGAUGGAUCACUAAAAAAUCCUUACUUAGCUCACAAGAUUAGGUAGAGUAUUUACAGGAAUGAGUAUUCAUGCUCACUAUUUAGGUGGAAGAGUUAAUUUUCUGGAUUGUGAUUGUUAAUCACACUCUAUGUAUCCAAGAGUGUAUAGUAAGGAAUAGGAAAUUACAUCUUCACAACAUUUUUUGUAUUUGAUUACAAAGACUUCCCUUUAGCUAUCCGUUCUGUCCAAAUAUUGGAAUA
This is a messenger RNA of Alligator sinensis (Chinese alligator), 6085 nucleotides long. RefSeq names its product target of myb1 like 1 membrane trafficking protein (gene TOM1L1). Gene Ontology annotation, molecular function: clathrin binding; ubiquitin binding; phosphatidylinositol binding. Bases 549 to 1922 code for a protein of 457 amino acids. The record is from RefSeq and is a predicted model, not a curated record. Gene Ontology annotation, cellular component: endosome; membrane. Gene Ontology annotation, biological process: signal transduction. The transcript has 17 exons. NCBI's taxonomy places the organism in Eukaryota, Metazoa, Chordata, Crocodylia, Alligatoridae.